Messenger RNA from Pterocles gutturalis (yellow-throated sandgrouse), 1693 nucleotides. It is a transcript of the gene ITPRIP, whose product is annotated as inositol 1,4,5-trisphosphate receptor interacting protein. The record is from RefSeq and is a predicted model, not a curated record. Lineage: Eukaryota; Metazoa; Chordata; Aves; Pterocliformes; Pteroclidae. Gene Ontology annotation, cellular component: membrane. Gene Ontology annotation, molecular function: protein kinase inhibitor activity.
GUAAUGUGCAGUUUAAUGAACACCUGCAAAGUCGUGUAGCAGGGAAGGAACUGCCAUGCCUGUGGGAAUCUUCCGGGUGUGCCUAGUGGUGAUAACAGCUAUUGUCAACCACCCACACCUCUACCCUAGAGAGAAUGGCGCUGUCCCUGAGAACACGGAAGAAAUCAUCCAGAAAAUGAAGGAGCGCGAGGAGAUCCUGCUGAUGGAGCAGUUGCGCUUGGAGCAGGAAGUUGCAGACCAGGAAGCCAGACAGAAGGCUCUGGAAAAGGCUGCAGAAGUAGUGGAGGAAAGCAAAGAGGAAAAGAUCCGAUGGGAUAUGUGGAGUGCCCUUUCCAUGGUCGUUUUCAAAAGGAGGCAGGAUUUCCGGGAAGGGAAUUGUCAGGACAUAGAAGGAGAAGAGGAUGACAUGGCAGUCCUCGGGAAGGUAUUUAAAGGAGUGGCCUUCCCUGACAAGGCUGUCUUGUCCAGCUUCUACAAGAAGCGCAUCCUGGGUACCACUGGAGACAUGGCCAGGAUGCGAGAGAUGGUGGAAGGUUUUGCAGAUGACCUGCUGGAGGCCUUGAGGAGUGUUUGUAACCGGGAUGCUGACAUGGAAGUGGAGGACUGCAUGGGUGUGGGGAGCAUGUAUGAGAAUUGGAGAGUGCGUAAGCCUUUUGUCUGUGAUCUCAUAGUGCCUUUUGCCCCUCCAGAGCCGUACUGUUUCCGGUCCCAGACCUGGUGCUCUGGUGACUCUUUUCCCCCAGAUGAACAAGGUUAUGGCACUAUCAAGGUAUGCAGGGCAAAUGAGGAUGUGACAGGAUGUAUCUGUGACAAGACUAAACUAGGGGAAGAUAUGCUGUGCCUCCUCCAUAGCCAAGCCAAUACCACCAGGCCCAGCAGUGAGAUGGAAGACCUCCUGUGCUUCAAAAAUACUCAAUAUCUGGAUGCCGACCAAGUCAUGAAGUGGUUCCAAAUCGCGGUCACCAAGGCCUGGAACAGAAUCUCUCACAAGUAUGAAUUUGACCUUUCCUUCAGCCUCCUGGACUCACCAGGAGCCCUGAAGAUAAAAUUUAAGUCAGGGAAAUCAAUUGCCUUCAACCUCACCCCUGUGGUGCAGUACGAAAACUCUGACGUUUACUUCAUCUCUCAUUUCCCUCGGAGUGGCCUGGCAGCAGACCUCCCCUCCAGCACUCACUGGUUUCUCACCUUCGCAGUGUAUGAGAGGAGGUUCAUCCAGCUGGUCUCCAAAACGCUGCCUGCCAACAGUUGCCAUGUCAGCUGCCUUCAGAUACUCUCCUUCCUCCAUGCGAAGCAGUGCAGCCUCACAGGUCCAAGCGGGCUCACCAACUACCACUUGAAGACAGUGAUGCUGCAUCUCCUGCAGGCACGUCCCAGUCAGGAUUGGAUGCCAGAGAAUUUGGAGGCCCGUCUACAGGACAUGCUGAAAUUCCUGGAGAAAUGUUUGCAUGAGAAGAAGCUCUACCACUUCUUUAUUGGCAAUGGGAAGGUACCAGCAGAGCUGGGCUUCCCCAUCAUAUUCCAGAGGGCUGAGCCCCUCAAUCUUUUCCGUCCCUUUGUGCUACACAGGGAUGUUUACAAGAAGACAGUGGACACAUUCCAUGAGAUGCUCAGGAACAUGUCUGCGUUGAUAAAUGAGUACACGGUGCACAUUCCCCUUGCGCACACCAAUGGGAUCCAUAAGGAAUCCUUUUAA